This is a messenger RNA of Desarmillaria tabescens, 600 nucleotides long. RefSeq lists its product as uncharacterized. The coding region runs from base 1 to 600 and encodes 199 amino acids. The transcript has 3 exons. NCBI's taxonomy places the organism in Eukaryota, Fungi, Basidiomycota, Agaricomycetes, Agaricales, Physalacriaceae. The record is from RefSeq and is a predicted model, not a curated record.
AUGUCUGCCCCAGAAACCGCUACCAAAUUCGCACCCACUCAAUCCUCCUCUGUCCUCGGUGGACAAAUCGUCGGCCGUACUCCGCGCGAGGCUGCUCCCCCCGCGGCUGUGAAGCUGCGUCUUGACCUUAACCUCGAGGUUGAGAUUGCCAUCCAGGCAAAGGUCAAUGGUGACAUUACCUUGUCGCUCCUGCCAGCUCGUAUCCUUCUCCCUCCUGCCUCAUUCUACGUCCAGCUCAACGAAACCUCCGUUAUUACGUCCGUCUACUCUGAACGAACAUCAAAAUUGGUCUUAUUGUUGAGCGAUUUUGAAUUAGUGCGUUUUGUCCUCUCAGGACAGAUGCGUAAUACCUUGGUCGACUCUGGCAGGGAUGGGAGUUGUCAUGAAAAAGCCCAAAGCACUUCCCUACCUUUGACCGACGUCCCUCUUAGACAUUUCAACGCUCAUCAAGUCCGAGGACCUGGCACACGAGUCUAUGGAACUCCCUUUCUCAACGGUCUACCAGGGAAAGACCUCAUUCCGACAUCUCGCAGAGUUCACGAUGACGACGAUACCAUCCAUAUCCUCACAGUUGACAUCGAGAGGGCCAUCUCGUUCUGA